Messenger RNA from Lepisosteus oculatus (spotted gar), 1799 nucleotides. NCBI's taxonomy places the organism in Eukaryota, Metazoa, Chordata, Actinopteri, Semionotiformes, Lepisosteidae. The record is from RefSeq and is a predicted model, not a curated record.
CUGCACCUGGGCAGGUUGGCUUUGGGUGGCCUUGUGUCCUCUAGUUAUGUGUUUUCGGACCUGGAGCUCCAGCAGUGCGGGGUUACAGAGGAGGACCUCUUCACAGGCUUCCUUGUCCUUGUUAAAAGCCUUUCUUCCCGGGGCGGCAAACACUACGAGUUCCUGCACCUCACAGUCCAGUGCUUCUUUGCCGGUCUCUUCAUUGUGCUGGACAACAACCUCAGCCGCUCCACGAUUCCGCAACUCUUCCACCCACAACGCAAGCAGCCGUCGGCGCUGGCCUGCGUGUGUCUCGGGCCCUGCCUGCACUCCGGCGCCCGGCAGGACGCCGGAGCAGAGGGGGAUCUCCGGGAAGCCGAGACACCCAAUUUGCAGAUGACCGCCACCUUCGUAGCCGGGCUGCUCUCCCAGCGCCAUCGGGGCCUGCUCCUGCUGUACGGCCUGGCCCCCACCUCGCUGGACAGGAAGUGCAAGCAGGUGGUGAAAUGCUUGUCCAAGGGGAUGCAGAGGCACUUCAAAUCCAUCCCUCCCCCCGUGGAAGGGGAGAAGAAGAGCAUGCAUGCCAUGCCGGAGUUUGUCUGGCUCAUUAAAUGCAUCUACGAGAUGCAGGAGAGCAGCAUAGCGAAGGAGGCCAUGGCAAAGGUGGAGGUAGAGCACCUGAAGCUGACGUACUGUGGCAUCGGUCCCGUGGAGUGCACCGCCCUGUCCUUCGUCCUGCGUCACUUGAGGUCUCCCGUCGGCCUGCAGCUGGACUACAACUCAGUAGGCGAUGUUGGAAUCGAGCAGCUCCUGCCCUGCCUAGACAAGUGCCAUUCCAUUUACCUCCGGCACAAUAACGUAUCCGAUGAAGGCAUCUCCAAGCUGAUUGAGAGGGGCAUCGAAUGUGAGCAUUUUCAGAAGAUUGCGCUGUUUAAUAACAACCUGACAGAUGAGUGCACAAAGCAUUUUGCAAAACUUCUCCGAACGAAGAAAAAUUUUCUUUCCUUAAGGCUGGGAAACAAUCACAUCACUGCACAAGGGGCAGAGCAGCUGGCAGAGGGGCUGAGGGAGAGUCGCUCUCUGCAGUACCUGGGACUGUGGGGGAACAAAAUCGGAGACCAGGGGACGGAGGCGCUGGCAGAGGCCUUGGAGAAAAGCCCCAGCUUGGUGUGGCUCAGUCUGGUGGACAAUGGAGUGAGCAGUACUGGAGCCCGUGCGCUGACUGCAGUGAUCAAGAAUAGCAGUACUCUGGAGGAGUUAUGGUUAACCAAUAACUCCAUCACCCGAGAGGGGGUGCUGUGCCUGAUAGCGGCGCUGGAGAAGAACACCAGCGUCAAGGCGAUCUGGCUGAGAGGAAAUGACCUGACAGCAGAGGACAUAGAAGAACUCGCCCACAAGGAGAGCCGGCUGACGUUGUGAUGCUCAGAUCACUCAGGAUAUCCUCCUGCAGCCUUCCUCACACUCCUCCUCAUCCUGCUGAAUUGCAGUGCACAUCUUCACCACCCAAGACCACGCAGACACUCUGUAGAAGGGGAGAUCUUAACAUUUCCUUUCCCAGCUCACAAUGACUAUCCGGGCUAUCACUGGGCUAUGUUAAACGUCAGAAUUUUUAAAACAAAAUUACUACUCCUUUAUUUAACCAGACAAGGCAGCUGAGAACAGAUCCUCAUGUCUGAUGACGAGAGACUAUGGCAUCGCUACUCCUUAUCAAGCUGCUUGUUCUUUAUAUUCUGUAGCAGAAUUAUAUUUCUGAGCAGGUGUGUCCGUUUUUCUGAUGAAUAAACUUAGGGUGAAGCGCGGCUGUGCCAGUCAAGGUAAAA